This is a messenger RNA of Caenorhabditis remanei, 936 nucleotides long. RefSeq lists its product as uncharacterized. Lineage: Eukaryota; Metazoa; Nematoda; Chromadorea; Rhabditida; Rhabditidae. Bases 1 to 936 code for a protein of 311 amino acids. The record is from RefSeq and is a predicted model, not a curated record. Gene Ontology annotation, biological process: signal transduction; peptidyl-serine phosphorylation; endocytosis. The transcript is spliced from 5 exons. Gene Ontology annotation, cellular component: nucleus; cytoplasm. Gene Ontology annotation, molecular function: ATP binding; protein serine/threonine kinase activity.
AUGGGUUCUUUCAAGUCUAAGUUAUUCAAAAAGUCCGAGGAAGAAGAUCGACUCAAGUUGAUCCCUAAUUCGCCACUUUUCCCUACACCGGAAGAAGAAGAUAUUGCUUUCGAAAAUAACAAGCUCCGUUUCGAUGGUUUGAUUGGUCGAGAGGGGUGCGCAAUUCUGGUCCGCGUGAUUUCAAACAGCACAAGCGACCAAUACGUCUUGAAAGUUGAGUGCAGUUCUACCAGCGCUGCUGAGAUCGAAUCGGAAAUGUACAGCAAGUUGUAUGGAGCAAAGGGUGUCCCCGUAUUCUACACGAAUUGGAUUGAGAACGGAUGCACUGUUCUCCAAAUAGACAAUUACGGAGUGAAAUUGACUGAUUUCAUCGAGCUAAAAGGAGGGCUCUCACGCGUGGAAGUCUACAAGUUGGCACCUCAAAUGAUUGCGAUUUUGGAGGAAGUUCAUAAGAAAGGGGUGAUCCAUGGAGAUGUCAAGACAUCUAACUUUGUGUUUGGAAUGGGACAUAACGCGGGAGAGCUUCAGCUCAUUGGUUUCAAUCAUGCCGAGAAUGCCAUCACUCAUGACGAAGGCUUCUGUGAUAAAUUCAAGCGCAUUCCUCGUGGAACUGGCUACUAUCUUAGUGCCAAUCUGCAUCGUUAUUGCCACGGAUCCCCUCGUGAUGACUUGGAAUCUCUCGUUUACUGUCUGCUUGAAAUGCUUGGUAUCCAGCUGCCGUGGACGAUGAUGAGAGAGCCACAAAGCUUUGUCGAUCAUCAGAUGAUGUUCCAGAUGAAGAUGGGCAACACGUCAGGAGCCGGACUCUGUGAAUUUGUUCCGAUUCAGGAAAUGCUCGGAAUGUGUCGCGCUUUGACGUGUCAGGAAAAACCAAACUAUGAUGAAGUGAAACAGCUUUUUAGUUGUCCCUAUGUCAGAGCCAUGAGAGAAGUGUAA